Messenger RNA from Protopterus annectens (West African lungfish), 2245 nucleotides. It is a transcript of the gene TMCC1, whose product is annotated as transmembrane and coiled-coil domain family 1. The transcript is spliced from 4 exons. Lineage: Eukaryota; Metazoa; Chordata; Ceratodontiformes; Protopteridae. The record is from RefSeq and is a predicted model, not a curated record. Gene Ontology annotation, cellular component: endomembrane system. The coding region runs from base 137 to 1558 and encodes 473 amino acids.
UAAAUGAUUCAUAGUUUCAGGUGUAGCUGCUUUCACUGGUACAUGGAGCAUUUGUUUAGCUGUGUUUGGAAGUGAAACAAGGCAACACUGUUACUGCACAGUGGUAGUUGAGAGAGUCUUUCUCCUGGAGGGGGACAUGCUCUGGGAGAAGAUUAUUAAGCAGAAGAAAGGAAAGAUUGAGCGAUUAGAAGUAAACAGCCUGGCACAGGCAACAAAUGCUGUGGCCUGCAGUACUGAUGGAAACGUUAACGUGGAUUGUGUUGAUGGAACCCCAGACCCCCAGCGGACUAAAGCCGCCAUAAUGCAAUUACAGCAGAAGAUUCUUAAGCUUACUGAGCAGAUUCGCAUUGAACAAACAGCCCGGGAUGACAAUGUCGCGGAGUAUUUGAAACUUGCCAAUAAUGCUGAUAAGCAGCAGAGCACCCGCAUCAAACAAGUCUUUGAAAAGAAGAACCAAAAGUCGGCACAGACUAUUCUGCAGCUGCAGAGAAAAUUGGAGCACUACCACAGGAAAUUGCGGGAGGUGGAGCAGAAUGGGAUCCCCAGGCAGCCCAAGGAUGUCUUCAGAGACAUGCACCAAGGCCUGAAGGAUGUAGGUGCAAAGGUCACAGGCUUCAGCGAGGGGGUAGUGGACAGUGUGAAAGGUGGGCUUUCCAGUUUUUCACACGCCACCCACUCAGCUGCUGGUGCAGUGGUUUCCAAACCUCGUGAAAUUGCAUCAAUAAUUAAGAACAAGUUUGGCAGCGCAGACAACAUAUCAAAUCUCAAGGAUGGUUUGGAAGAUGUGCAGCCAGAAGAUGCAAAUAAAUCUUUAGGUGUCCUUAGUAAUUUGCCGAGCCUCAAGUAUGGCAGUGAGGAUGAUGACUGUUCAAGUGCCACCUCUGGUUCUGCAGGGGCUAUUAGCACUACAGGUGCACCAGGGGGACCCCCUAGCUCCAAAACAAAUACUCUGGAAAUGCAGAGCUCAGGGUUUGAUGCAAUAUUGCACGAAAUUCAGGAGUUAAGAGAGACACAGACCCGUUUGGAGGAGUCAUUUGAAGACCUGAAAACUCACUAUCAAAGGGAAAAUACAUUAAUAAUGCAGGCUUUACAGGAGGAACGGUACAGGUGUGAAAGACUGGAAGAACAGUUGAAUGACCUGACAGAACUGCAUCAGAAUGAGAUUCUGAACCUGAAACAAGAGCUUGCCAGCAUGGAGGAGAAAAUUGCCUACCAGUCCUAUGAACGAGCAAGAGAUAUCCAGGAGGCAUUGGAAGCUUGUCAAACACGGAUCUCAAAAAUGGAGCUUCAGCAGCAGCAACAGCAGGUCGUUCAGUUGGAGGGACUGGAAAAUGCCACAGCCAGGACUUUGCUGGGAAAACUGAUCAAUGUACUGCUCGCCAUUAUGGCUGUCCUCCUGGUUUUUGUCUCAACUUUAGCUAACUGUAUAGUCCCGCUCAUGAAAACUCGCAACCGGACAUUUAGCACCAUCUUCCUCAUGAUCGUAAUCGCCUUCUUGUGGAAGAACUGGGACACCAUAGCAAACCAUUUGGAACGCUUUUUGUUGCCGCCGUCAUGAUGGCAGAGUUUGUUCAGUAUGAAUAUAAGCAGAUGCCAGCUCUGAUGAUUAACUGUUUCAGCAUCUGAGAGGAUUUGUUUACAUUUAGAAAAAAAAAAACUUGUCUAAUAAAGACGUGUCGCAAUAGUGUUUUAUAGAGAUUGGUUGAGGAAUCACUCCUUUUGUUUUGCAACUCCAUUGACUGACUUAACUAGUAAGAUUUCCGUGGAUGGGAACUUUAACUCUUUGACCAGAAACCUAAAUAAUGAAAAAAAAAAAUGAAAAAAGGAGGGUGUCUGGCUGUAUGAGAAGUUUAAGUUAUGGUUUUGACGUCGUUACUGCAUAUUUAAGCUUAAAUUUGAAUCCCUUAAGAUUAUUAAUACAAAUAUUUAAUAUAUGUGUUUAUAUAUAGUUUACUUAUAUAAACGUACAUAUAGAUGGGUGUGUAAAGGAUGCAUUUUCUGCAUGUCUAUUACACAUCUUUAUGUGACAGCACUACACUGAAUCUGCAGAGGUAUGCUUUCUGUGAAAUCCGUGCACAUUCUCUAUCAGAAUGUAUGAUUCAGGGUUAUGCUUUCUUUGAGGAGGAGAAGACCUCAUAUUUUAUACUCUACUAAUGAUCCCACACACGAAUCUAAGUGACUGUACUGUAAUGGGAAAAAAAACAUUUAUGUGAAUGGUAUAAAAGAAGUACUGCAUGUUUUAACA